AUGCUGUCACUAGGACAGAACUUGCGAUAUCUCUAUGUUGAUCCCAUUUUGAGAAUGCUUCAGGAUCACCACACAAAAUCAGCAAAUCUACAUAUAGGGACAAAGGUCGAUAAUCAAGGGUUUACGAACCUUUUCGCUAAUGCUAAUGGUCCGCAGACGCUCGUGUUGAUGGUCGACUUCGUCGCUGAUUCAGAGAGUAUCUGGUCUCUACUUCUCCCUCAGCUUGCGCCACUUCGAGAAGCGGGACUCUUAACCUAUUUCAAUGGAUCAUCCAUUGUACAAGCUCCAAUCACGAUCGUUGCGAGCGGCAAUGUUCCUUUUCAUCAGGUCCUAGAAAGAAGCACUUUUAGGGACAUAUUUUUUGAUGCUCCGCUUCUCGAAAUUUCGAGUUUGCCUCCGCAGCUCUCUCCCCAAGAACUCGUUUACAGCUUUCAAAAUAGCUACUACGCGUCGGCUAAUUUCGACGAAGCAAUUGGGCCGGUUGAUCUCAGUGGGUUCUCGAAUGAGCAGCUCUCUGCUGUUCGGCUUCAGGUACAACGAGCUCAUGAGCACGGUCUCAAACUCCGAUAUUGGGGUACACCGAUCCGGCCAAUAAAGCUAAGAAAUUAUGUACGCCGCAUACUUUUUCGUGAAGGUGUGGAUAUCAUCACGAUCAAUCAAGCUGAGAGAACAAGCGGGAGGGUAUCAGGGGAAAAGUGA
Messenger RNA from Penicillium cosmopolitanum, 699 nucleotides. RefSeq lists its product as uncharacterized. The record is from RefSeq and is a predicted model, not a curated record. The transcript has a single exon. NCBI's taxonomy places the organism in Eukaryota, Fungi, Ascomycota, Eurotiomycetes, Eurotiales, Aspergillaceae. The coding region runs from base 1 to 699 and encodes 232 amino acids.